Messenger RNA from Triticum urartu, 769 nucleotides. The record is from RefSeq and is a predicted model, not a curated record. Lineage: Eukaryota; Viridiplantae; Streptophyta; Magnoliopsida; Poales; Poaceae.
GCAGGAGGAGAAACUGAAGCGGCCGCUCUCACACAUGCAGGCGUGGGAGAUCGCCCAUACGCGGAAGGACCCCAAGCCUGGCGAGCCCAAGUACUACGGCAAGAAGACCGCAGGGAGGAAGAAGGCCUACUCCGAAGCGUAUCUGGAGUUACAUCCUGACACACCUGACCCCAUUGCGGCGCCUCUGGACGACAUGGCGGUGGUGAGGAUGGGGCCCAAGGAGCACGGUCGGGAGGCGGUUCUCGAUGCUGUGAUCACUCCUAGUAUCUCCUACACACAGCUUCGUCGGAUCGACCCGAGCCUGAGCCAGCGCACGAGCCAGCCAGUGACUAGUACACAGUACCUCUUUCAGGAGCAACAAUCUGCCUACAUGGAGUACACACGCCAGGAGACCAUGGCGUGGCAUCAGAGGCUUUAUGAACACCAAGUGCAGAGGGAUAGCCAGAUGCAGCAGGCUUUUCAGGAUAUGGCGGCCGGCAGGUGUCCUCAGUUCCCUCCAGCACAAUGCCCUCCAGCACAACCAGUGCUGAUGAGCUUUGAGGAGUUUGUGGCACAGAACGCUGGCCCCUCGCCGGGAACAGGUGGAUCUACCGUUGGCGGUGGUCUUCGCAGCACUCCGGAGACACGGAGCCCGACCACUCUGAUCCACGGAGGCGGAGGCGGAGGAGGAGGCGGUCUUGGCGGUAGCGCUGCCGCUAGCAGUGACGACCUGGGCUUCGGCGGUCUUGGCGGUGACGACCUCCGUGGUGCUCGACGUCCUGGCGCUUAA